AAAAGCUUAAAGCGAAACGUUGUGGCCGCGUCGGUAUAAAAUGAAAACGUGUCAAAACGUUACGCCUCGUUUUUUCAUUUAAAUUGUUUUUAUUUUUUAGUUUUCUUCUAUUCGUUUGUGAAGAAAAAAAGUACGAGAAAUUUAGUUCAAGUGCCAAACAAAUAAUAAAAAAAAGUGAAAGAAAAUCAUUCAUACACACUAGGAAAAAAAUACGAAAAAAAAUAAAAUAAAUGUCUUGCUCUCCAAUAAAAAUAAAAUAAAAGAAGUGUGAAUAGAAAAUAACAGAAAAAAUAAAGAAAUUUAUUUAACAGAAAUUACACUGAAAGAAAGAAAACUUCUUUUCAAAAUUUGGGAAAAAACUGUUGUAUCAGUAAAGAACAAUAGACAAACACUGAAGCAAAAACAGUUACGUAAAAAAAGAGAGAAAACCACAACCCUGCAGCUUAAACUAUUAAAAUCAGCAAGAGUAAGAGCAAGAAAUUAAUUAUCAAACAUAAAAGAUUGCCAAAGAACAUAGAAAGAGAUAACAAGUAACCAAGCAGCAUUAGAGUAAAACAUAGAGCAAAAAAAUAAAAAAAAAAACUGUUACAAAGGAGAGUAAAUAGUAAUAGGAAAAUUAAACUUAUCACACAAACAUAAACACCAAAUUGAUAAUUUCAUGCAACCAAUUGUAGCAAAAGUGCGAACUCAUUGUGGCAGCAUCAAUUAAGUCUUACGUAAACAUAACGAAAGCGCUAGGGAGCAAGAGAGCGCGGCGAACAAAAUUUCUUAAGUAUUACGUGCAAAAAUUUUCCUUCAUUAUUAUCAGCAGCAAAAAAAAAAUAGAAAAAUUCCAGACAUUUCUAAGCUGUAGCAUAAGCGGUGUUGCAAUAGUAGGAGCUAUUCUACUUGAGGGUGGUAAUGUGUUUUUUGAUAUAAAUGGCCUGGACACCAGUUGCAAUUGACAGCCAACAAUUAAGUAAAGAGAAUAAUACAAAAUAUAGCAAGAAAACAAAAAGAAAAAAUAAGGAAAUUUUUUCUCAUCAGCCUUAAGUAAUAAUCAUCACUAUCAACAACUCAAACUAAAAACUCAGUUUAUCUUCAUCAUCCUUGCCACUGACUGACGUCUGCUUCUAACGUACUUCAUAAAUUGCACAAACAAACAAACAAAAAAACGACAAAUAAAAAAGAAACAAAAGAAGCUGCACAAGACCAAAACAAAAAAAGGCUGCUGCAUCAUUUUAUAAAUGUGAAUGAACGCCGUAAGCCGUUUGUAAUUGCGGAAGCCUUUUGGCAUUUAAUGGUCUGCUGCUGUCGGUGGCUGAACUCAAAAGCGAUUUAUUUUGUUUGUUGCCUAUUCGCAGUACAUCUGUGUUGGUGUUGUGGUCAUCGAUUACAGACUGCCCUUGGUGUAUGGCUAAAAGGCAUAUUUUUCGAGCGUGUAUAUAGGCUGUUCUGCACCACUUGACUACACUCUGCGCCACUCCACUUCAUAAUAUUACACUCUUAUAUCUUGUAAAGCACUUGUGGUGAUUACUUACAGUAACAGUUUGCAUAAAAAGCCUCGAAGAGAAAAACGCCUGGCUGACCAACAAACUGACUUACUGACUGACUGAGUAAGUGGUUUGAUUGUCUUAAAAGUGAGUGAAGUGCAACCCAUUGCCUUUCCAAAAAAAGACGAGGAAGGAUCCGUUGUGAGUGUUGGGCCGUGUUUGUGUUUGUAUCUGUGCAACAAUACUGUCGCAGUUUAUGUAUAUGUGUGGGUACUCUUUACCAUCGGUGUGUGUUACAUUUUUGACCAGCGUCGAAGUGGCGGGGAAGAACGCAGCAGCAGCACUUAUACGCUGGAGUAGUCUCACAAAUAAUGAAGCUCAGCAGUAGCACGUUGUGUGGCUGCUGUUUUUGUUGCUACUGCCACUGUUGGUUAAUGAUGCUGUUAAUGGUCUCAAGCGUUGUUCACGUGUCACCUGAGAUGUCAUCAACAACAACUACAACUAAAAAAUAUACAAAAUUAUAUAAUAACAACUACGCUUAUCAAAGUGAAAUGACUGAAUUUAUACAGUUGAAUAGAAAAAUACCAAAUAGAACAAGUAGAACAGUAGCAGAAACAUCAACAACAACAACAACAACAAUAUCACCAACAUCAUCACUGUUGCUAUCAACAACACCUUCACCACUAACAGCAACAAUAACAAGCACUACAGAUAAUCAUUAUAAACAAAAUAAUGUGAAUAGUUAUCCAAUAUUUGAACAUGAAGCGAUAACCACAAUUGCCACAAUACAAACACAAUCAACAACAACAACAACAAGCACUGUAGUUGCAACACAAUCAGCAACUGCAGCAGCUAUAAAAACAACUCCUGCACCUGAACAAAUACAAAAUCCAGUUGAUGCAACAACAGCACAAACAAUAGACAACAGAGUAAAAAGACAAGCAGAUAUUUUUUACAUAUUCGAUAACAGUAUAGAAGACGAAGAUAAAGAGUUUGAGGCAACCAGCAAUAUUAAGACGACGUCAACUAAUUAUGUUGCUGAUAAAAGUAAGGUUUUUGUGCCACCAACAAUAUUAAGAAUACAGACAACAACAGAACCUUUUGUUGAAACAUUAACAAUGGCAAAUACAAGACAGCAAGUAAAUGAUUAUAGAAAAAACCACAAUAGCGAUAACAAAAGAAAAAAUAAUUUAAAAAAUACAAAGUAUUGGAAUGCCAGUAUUGAUUUGAACCGAAAUUUAAGACAGCAGCAACACAAUGGCUCUAGUCGUAAUAGCAAUUUGAACAAUAGUGAAAGUAGUAAUGAUUUCACAAAUACCACCAAAAAUACCAGCAGCAAGUAUAGACAAAAGACAACAAAUACAUUUAGCCUUAAUCAUAGCAGCAGAUAUGGAACAGUAAACAACAGCAGGAGCAUAAAUAUAACAAGACAUCAACAGCAACAGCAGCAACAACAAAAUCAUCUUAGUAUAAGUAUAGCAAAUGGCACAAAAACAAGAGCAACAACAGCAUUAGAUGCAGCACAAAUAGCAACAGCAAUUAAUUCCUUGCCAUCUAGUGGCACUAUUGAUUUUAGCCAAAGUAGCACUUUCAACUUUAAAAACCACAACAGCAACUACUACAACAACAAUGUUAAUAAAAACAUCAACAACAACAACUUAGUUACAAGUACUGAUAGUGUUAGUAAUUUAAGCCCAAAGGAAAUCAACCAAUAUUCUGAUGACUUCUAUCAUCAUCAUCUGCAAAUAUCCACAUCAACUUCAGUCACAACUGCCCUAAGAACACCAGCAACAUAUUCACCUUUACAUGAACAUUAUCACAGCAAUCAAUUGAAGAGACCAGCAUUCUUACAUCGUCAUGCCCGGCAAGCAGCACCGGAAGAUGAACAAAAUGACAAAUGUCGUAUGUUCAUUGAGGGUGAUCCCGAAAAGAAUGAACUCUAUAGUCCUGACUAUCCCAAUGAUUAUCCGAAAAAUAUCAAUUGUACUCGAGUUAUAACAGCACCAAAGGGACAAAUUAUACGUUUGGAUUUUCGCAAUUCAUUUAAUAUAGAGGAAAAAGAUGAGUGUAAAUUUGACUUUUUAGAGAUACGUGAUGGACAAUAUGGUUUUUCGAAUUUAAUCGGAAAAUAUUGUGGUACUGAUUUCCCACCUGAAAUAACAUCAAAGGAACGCUAUCUUUGGUUACAUUUUCACUCAGACGAAAGUAUUGAAUAUUCUGGCUUCACAGCGGUCUAUGAAUUUAUUGAUCGAAAUCGUGAUGCACCCAGUACUGAUUUAAAUUGCACAAUUGAAAGAGAUGGCUUUGAGGGUUAUGUUAAUGCUACGGAUGUGCCAACAGAGAUAAAAGAUACAGUUAUUCGUAAUAAAAUACCUUUGGAUUGCAUGUGGCGUAUACAGGUGCAGGAGAAAUGGAAGAUACAAGUAAAAUUUGUAGACUUUAAAUUAGCAAAACCUAAUGACUGUGAAACGAAUUUUUUGGAUAUUUUUCCAGAACAAACCGUAAUGCCUUUAAGAGUUAAAAACUUUUGUGGCUCUGCUGGUGAAGGCAUCACAUCAGAUUCAAAUAUAUUGCAUGUGCGGUUUUAUGCCGAGCAAAGUGCCAUCAAUUCAACAUUUUCCAUUUUAUACACCGCCUUUAGAGAACGUGGAAGUUCGAGUUGCACCGAGGAUGAAUACGAUUGUGAAGAUGCCACAUGCAUUGCUGGAAAUCUGAAGUGUAAUGGUCGUAGUAAUUGUAAAUUUCUAUGGGAUGAAGAGGACUGUGAUGUUGGUGAGAAUGGUCAAUCAGAACAUAUGACUAUUAUUAUUACAGUAUUUGGUUUAAUAUUGGGUGGCAUGGUCAUAACAUUCCUGGUGAAUUGUGUGCGCAAAAUAAUGCAUGACCAGAAAAUAAUACGGGAACACAUACGCCAGUCUAAAGAAUCUAAAUUAGAUGAAAUGGGUCGUAAUUCAAAAGCACGUUCUCGUGACAACAUAUCGAUUGUAUCACCUAGACAAAAACAUUCACAAACAUCAUUACAAAUACUCGAUGAUGUUUCGAGUCGUUAUUAUCGUGAAAUGGAACUGCAAACAAAGAGUAAUUUUAAGGAAAAGGAUCCAAGUAUUUUGCGACAUGACAUGAUUGUACAGACAAGCUUAUGCAGUACGGAUGAUUCGUCAACAACGAUAACGGAACAACAGCAGCAGCAGCCAACACCGCCAGCUGGUGUUGGCAGUAGUGCCUGUGAUAUGGGCUGUCAGACAAGAGAAUCUCUAUUUGCUACAGCUUCAUUAAUGCGUCAAAAAUCUAAAACACCCUCUAUAGCUGGCAGUCAGCGAACUAUAGAGGGUGUACCUCCGCCUCCACGUUUUUCGACCUUUGGAUAUGAUGCUGCACAAAUAGCACCACCGCCACCACCCACCGUAUCGACAUUGUCAAGGCGUAAUAUGCACCUGCCACAAGAGUCUCUAGAAAUGGAACAAUUACCACAGCAAACAACGCACACAAUGAUGAUGAUGCCAACACCACAUCAACAACAACAUCAACAGCAACAUCAGCAUUUACAUCAUAGACCCUCACAGGAAAUCUGUCAUCAUCACCAGCAUCAGCAACAUUUACAACAGCAACAACAAAAGCAAACACUGCCACGUCAUCAUCAACAACAACAACCACAGCAUCAUCAACACAUGCAACAGCAACAACAGCAUCACCAUCACACUAGUUCAACAACAAUACCACCCAAUGUCACACAAAUACCAGCUCCCGGCACAGCCAUUGUAACAGCCGUAUCCACUGGCUCCAGUGGCCGACAAAGGGAACAGGCCAACGCCGGUGGUGGCAAAGGCAAACAAACUAAAGUUGAUGAGUCAAAAGUGUUUAUUGACAUUAGAAACUCAGCACCCGAUGUUAUAAUCAUGACAUCCCAUUGACAAUUAAGGAAAUUAAAACUAAAAAUUCAAAUGUAUAAAAUUUCUUAUCAGCCCAUUAUUUUGUUGUGUAUUAUUAUCAUCCAUCCCAUACCAUCGCCUUACUCAUCGUCAACAUUACUCAUUGAUUUUAUCUUUAUUGUUUGUUAUUUGCAUUAAAUGCAGCCAGUGUAAGUUUGUUUUUAGUUUUAAAAAAUGUCUAGACGUUUUCCUCAUCUAAUUUAAUUACAUUAAUACAUAGUUGAUAUUAAAUAUUCAGAAAAGGAAAUACAUUUUGUCAUAAUUAAAUUGAAACUUUAAAUUAAAUUUUCUGUUUUGUUUUUUCCUUUUAAUUCUUUUUAUUUUAAUUUAUAUGUAUGUGUAUGUUUGUACUAUGACUAUGACCACUUUUUCUUAAACAAAUAUUUAUAAAAUUGGGGUUACAAUGCUGACUAUAUGAUGCUGACACAGCACCAUAUAGUAGAUAAUCAGAAAUGGGGUAUUUUAUAUGACAUGACUUGCUUAAGGCUGGAGGGAAUAAAUGACUGACUGACUGACUAGAUGACUUGGUCAACAUUGUAAAUGUCUAACUAAACUUAUUAAGGCUGAUAGUUCACAAUUUUGCUGAAAUACAUAUAAAAGAGAGGUCGUCGCCGACUAUACAGUGGCCUAUAGCGAGUUGAAUAA
This is a messenger RNA of Lucilia sericata (common green bottle fly), 6046 nucleotides long. RefSeq lists its product as uncharacterized. The transcript has 15 exons. Gene Ontology annotation, molecular function: protein binding. The record is from RefSeq and is a predicted model, not a curated record. Bases 1844 to 5383 code for a protein of 1179 amino acids. Lineage: Eukaryota; Metazoa; Arthropoda; Insecta; Diptera; Calliphoridae.